AGAGGACCUCCCCUAAGACCUAAUUCAAAAGACAUCAUAAACAUAAAGGCCACUUCUUCUAACUGUCCGGCAGUCACACGGAGAGCAACUAGAAGCUGUAGAAAAGAACGGCUACGGUUCUGACCUUUUAUGAUUUUUACACUAUCAAAAGCCUGUUUUUGGUUCUUCCAUUCAGCCCUCAACCACUAGGUAAUUACUUGGAGAUUUCCUUAUGAACCGAAUUGCAUCGUUAAAUAGAGGAAGAAAGUCUUUUCAACUGAUUCCGAUAAAUUCUGAUGGUUAAUUUUGCGUUUGGAAAAAUUGAGUUUUACUGGAAAUGGUAUGGAGAUAUAGGUGGAGCUUACCGUGCUUAAGACCGAAUCGAAUAAUCACGGUAAUGCCCUCAAUUCACUACCUCCCUUCACGGACGGCAUGUAUAACAUACAAAACCCAAAAAGAUGUCAGGGAAAGUCUUGGCACAGACUUUUACAAGAAAAGUAGAAUUACUCUCACUCAUCAAGCUGUAUAUUCCACCUUGUUGAACUGCCCCUCUGAUUUGAGCGCAUUAAGUUUCUUCUUAUGGUGUGCAAAACAACCUAAUUUUUUCCAUGACCACUUGGCAUUUAAUUACAUGGUUGGUGUGGUCAAGCGAAUCAUGGAACAAUGCAAAACAGUGAAAGGGGUUCUUUUGGAACUAGAGAAAGUCGGGUACAUUGCAAAGGCCCAAACAUUUUUGAUGUUACUGAGAAUUUAUUGGCAUGGAGGAAUGAAAGGAAUGGUUUUUGAUGCCUUUGAGCAAAUGUGCAGCCAUGGCUUUACACCCAACACGUUUGCAUGUAAUGCAAUCAUGGAUGUGCUUUUCAAAAGUGGGUCUGUUGAUGCAGCUGUUAGAGUUUUGAAAGAAACCAAAGCCCCAAAUUUCCUGACAUUUAAUAUUGCACUGUGUAAUUUAUGUCAUUUGAAUGAUCUGUUUCUUAUUGGAGAUGCCUUUAGAAUGAUGUUGAAAAUGGGAUAUUACCCUAAUUUUGAUACAUUUGAGAUGGUGUUAAAGUCUUUUUGCAAAAUGGGUAAGCUAGCACAAGCAUAUCAAGUGUUGGCUUUAAUGGUUGUUUCUGGUGUUCCUCUGACUGUAAAAGUUUGGAGUAUACUGAUUGAUGGUUUUUGUUGGCUUCGCAAACUUGAUCUUGCCUGUAAUUUUCUGGGGAAGAUGAUUGAGGCUGGUCUUUCUCCUACAGUUGUAACAUAUACAUCCUUAAUAAAAGGAUUUCUUAAAUCCCAUAGGGUAAGUGAUGCUUUGGACAUUUUACAUAAAAUGGAAUCAAGAGGGUGCUCAGGUGACUUGGUUCUUUGUAAUGUAUUAAUAGAUGGUCUUGCAAAGGUUGGGAGGCAUAAUGAUGCAAUCAAUGUUUUUAUUGGUAUGGUUAAACGAAAUAUUGCUCCAGAUUCUUAUACCUUUUGCUCUUUAUUAUCUGCUAUAUGUAUGUCUAGGAGAUUUUCUCUUUUUCCUAAAUUAGUGUGUGGGCAUUUGAUAGAAGCUGACUUAAAGGUUAUAAACUCGCUUUUUAUUGGUUUGAUAAAACAAAAUAUUGCUCCAGAUUCUUAUACCCUUUGCUCUUUAUUAUCUGCUAUGUGUAUGUCUAGGAGGUUUUCUCUUAUUACCGAAUUAGUAUGUGGACAUUUGAUAGAAGCUGACUUAAAGGUAUAUAACUCGCUUUUAAAUUACUUCUGUAAGGCUGGGUUUCAAUCUCAUGCUUUGGAUUUAUACAAUCAUAUGGUUGAUAUUGGUUUAACACCAGAUAAAUAUACUUUUGCUGGAUUGUUAAGUGGACUGUGUGGAGCAGGAGAAAUAAAUCAGGCAAUUGAUGUGUACCGUGGGAUAGUUAAGAUUUACCCUUGUCAAGAUCCUUACAUCCAUACUGUAGUUAUACAUGGGUUGGUAAUGGUUGGGAUAUUUCACAGAGCCAUUGGACUAUUUAGGAAAGCAGUUGCAGAUGGUCACCCACUUGAUGUUGUAUCAUAUACAGUUGCUAUUAAUGGACUUUUUAAGGCUGGUAGAACUGGUGAAGCGUGUUCAUUGUUCAAUCAGAUGAAGAAGGUUGGUUUAUCUCCUAAUACAUAUACAUAUAAUGUGAUGCUAUCCGGCCUUUUAAAAGAAAGAGAUGUACAAAUGGUUAAACAGAUGCUACAGGAGAUGAUUGAUGCCAUGAUAGACCUAAAUUCCAAUAACUCCUCUAGAUUAUUCAAUUUUCUUUGUAGAUCAUAUCAUUACCAUUCAUUUGUUGGUCUAUUAGUUGAGAUGAGAGACUUGGGGUUGAUGCCUGCAAAGGCAAAGUGUGUACUACUGUUGGAUUGCCUUGGCCAAGGUGUGAAACUAGAGGAUGAAAGUUCUUCAUCAUUGAUAACUUAUGUGGAAAACAAUUUACUAGUUGACACAUCUAGUUCUGAAGACCUUUCUGAUAUGGCUGCUUCAGUAGGUUGAGAUGCAUAUGAUGCUGAAAUAUACUUGUUUUUGGAGGGCUCUUACAGUGUCAUUCAAUCUGAAUAUCAGGGACUUGUCUGAUACUCGAGCAGGGAUUCUAUGAGGUUAGUAUUUGCAGUCUCCUUUCUUGUCCUGUUGGUCAUCUUUGAAUUUAGACUCAACUCUAAAAUAUAAAUUUUUGUACAUCACUUAAUUUGUGAUCUUUAUACCCAUUGACCAUUUCAAUAUGAUUGCUGCCAAACUAGUUAGAUAAACUGUUCUAUGUAAGAUCCAAAUUGCUAAAGGAAUUUCCUUAAUUCUCUCUGGACAAGGGGCCAUUCUCGUCCAUUAAACCAGCAAAUUAAUGCUGAUUUUUUGGUUAUCAACUUUAUAUAGUUGGACAUACAAUUAUGAAAUAAUGGCGAGAAAACUGUGUCUAUACGUUUAUGUUAGGUGUUUGAUUGGCUGCUGAUAUACACCAUCUAGCAUCAACUUAUACUUUUUUGCAUUGCAUUUAUCUUGCUUACUUUUUGGAAAGACAUAUUUCUUAAAAUUGAUUGACAACUGUAAUUUCAUUGGGUUAUCUUCUUUUUAGUUUCUGUUUCUCUAAUUUAUUUGUUUUAUGGUAGAAGGAUGCCAAUAAUGCGAACAGAUUUGCAAUUGUGGCUAAGCCAUUCUCUCUCUCUCUCUCUCUCUCUCUAUAUAUAUAUAUAUAUAUGACAGCAGCUAAACUGUAGAAAGAACCAUUCCAAGCCCAAAGGGGCCUAUUUACGGUGCUCUACGGGUUCAUCCAGUGCUGAAAGCUUUCUGUUAACAUUUUGAAGGUUGGUUCUCACAGUAAGGAAGAUAUGGCAGAUGAUCAGGUGAAGGUACAUGGAACAUGGGAUAGUCCGUUUAGUUUCAGAGCAAUAUGGGCUUUGAAGCUAAAGGGAAAAACAGUUUUGAGUACAUAGAAGAAGACCAUAAGAAUAAGAGCAAGUUGCUACUUCAGUACAACCCAGUUCACAAGAAGAUCCCAGGCUCCAGCAAUUUGGACAGUCUGACAGUCUUCCGAAGUAGUGGAGGCGAAGAACAAGAGAAGGGCAAGAAAGAGACCAUGGAGAUGCUGAGUCAUGGAAGAGCAAGCCCUUGGAGACAAAAAGUCUUUUGGAGGAGAGCAAAUUUAAAUAGCUGACAUAGCUUUUGGAUGGAUAGCUCUCCGGUUUGAAGUGAUUGAAGAAGUGGUAGGGGUGGAGCUUCUUGAAGCCCAUGCAUUCCCUGACUUGCAUGCUCGGAUCAACAACUUAAAACAAGUCUGUCAUAAAACAAAACCUUCCUGAUCCCCAUGAAUUGUUGGCCUCUUUCAAGGGUUAUAGAGCCUGGGGGCCCAGCCACACCAGCAAAAAAAAAAAAAGGAAGAAGAAGAAGAAUUUUGUAUAAUCCUUUACCAAAAAAAAAAAAAAAAAAAAAAAAAAAGAAAUUGUAUUUUCAUCUUUUUUAUUUUUUAUUUUUUUGACAUCAUAUUGAUUUUGUUUUUGGAUGAUUAUUAAAAUAGAAAUAAUAAGAAUAAUGUUAGAGAAUUUUUUUUUA
Molecule: messenger RNA, 4006 nt
Organism: Ziziphus jujuba (common jujube)
Lineage: Eukaryota; Viridiplantae; Streptophyta; Magnoliopsida; Rosales; Rhamnaceae
Product: putative pentatricopeptide repeat-containing protein At1g16830
Exons: 6
Coding region: 317-2458 (713 amino acids)
Molecular function (GO): protein binding
Source: RefSeq, a predicted model, not a curated record